Messenger RNA from Nelumbo nucifera (sacred lotus), 2974 nucleotides. Lineage: Eukaryota; Viridiplantae; Streptophyta; Magnoliopsida; Proteales; Nelumbonaceae. The record is from RefSeq and is a predicted model, not a curated record.
AUGGAUCAAGGCAAGCAAGUAUGUGUUAAUCUCAAUGAUGAGUUGAAUGCCGAAAACCUUAGGGGAGCUAGUGAAGGUUCUUCAUCUCAAAGUGUACAGGCUAAUGAAAUGGUUGAAGCCAAUGAUCCAUCAUUUAAAUUUAAUAAUCAGAAGCCACUUUGGGAAUUGACUGAUGCAGAGAUAUGGAAAAUGCAAUUUGAUACGGUUCAUCAUGCAACCAAAUUCUAUUACGACUAUGCACGUGAGAUUGGUUUUUGUGUGAGGAAAUCUGACAAGUGUGUUUACAAGGGAUGUCAUGUUUCCCAAAAGUUUGUUUGUUCAGCCCAAGGUGAACGAAGACGUAUCAAAGAGAACAGGAUAAGAGCACCUAAGAAGUUGACUAGGUUUAAUUGCAAUGCAUCAUUUCAGGUGAAAUUAGACCGUAAGACGCGGAAAUAUGUGGUUACAUGUUUUGUUAGAGAUCAUAGUCAUGAUCUUGCUCCAUCUCCUAGCUCUAUGUACUUACGUUUGCAUGGAAAGGUAACAGAUGGUGAUGAGGCUCAAGUAGCUACUCUGAGGAAUGCAGGGGAGAAUCAUAAUGACACUGAUCGAAGAGAUUCCAUUAGCACUGAGGAUGCUGACAGUGCAUUACUAUAUUUGGAAUCAAAAGCUUUAAAGGACCCUGGUUAUUUUUACAGUCACACAGUUGAUGAACGUGGUUACCUUCAAAACUUAUUAUGGACGGAUUCAAAGGCUCGUUUUGAUUACUAUUGCUUUGGUGAUGUGCUGAUUUUUGAUUCUACAUAUCGGACUAAUGUCUAUAGGAAACCUCUUAUCGUCUUUUUUGGUAUGAACAACCACCAUCAAACGGUUAUAUUUGCUGCUGCCUUACUAGCAGAUGAGACUAAGGGCACUUAUAUGUGGAUGUUGAAUACAUUCUUGAAGGCAAUGAAUGAACGAAAACCGAUUUCUGUUGUCACUGGUUGUGAUAAGGCAUUGCGAAAAACCAUCAAGAAUCUUUUGCCAGAUGCCCGGCAUCGGCUAUGUUCUUGUCAUAUCAGUGGGAAUGUAGUGAGUCACUGUGCAAAUUUAAUUGGUGAUUUUAACAGCUGUAUGAAUAUGGAAGGUACCCCCAAGCAGUUUGAGGAGGCUUGGAAGAAAACAAUUAAUAGAUACAAUCUAGGUGACCAACAAUGGCUCAGUGACCUUUAUAGGAAAAGAGACCAGUGGGCAGAAGCUUAUCUACGUGGUCAUUUUUUUGCUGGUGUGAGGACAACCCAACGGCAUGAAAGUGAGAAUGCCUAUGUGAAGUGUUAUUUAACUAGCAGAAAGAACUUAACAGAGUUCUUUCGAAAUUUUGAAAUUUCUAUAAUGAACAACCGACAGCGGGAGGUGGAGGCAGAUUUUCAAUCAAAGAUGAAAAAGCCUGUUAUAGGUGAACAGUUGAAGAUAUACAAGGAGCAAAUGAGUUCUGUGUACACAAAAGCUUCAUUUGAGAAAUUUUGUAUGAUUGCAGAUGAGGAAACAAACUUUGUUGUGGAUAGUACAGAGUGCUUAAAUGACCACCAACGUAUACAUUUUGUUUGCAAAUGGGAUAUUCCGGAAUCCAGAUGGAGGGUGUUAUUUGAUUCUUCAAGCAUCGAAGCAAAGUGCUCAUGUCUAAAGUUUGAGGAAUUAGGAUUUCCUUGUGUUCAUAUGAUUGCUGUGUUUAAGGUGGAACACCUUCGCCUCAUCCCUGAAAGUUGCAUUAUGAAACGCUGGACUCUAAAUGUGAAAGACAGUAUUCAUCAAGAGGAGAAUAUUGCCUCGACCCUUGUUUCCAAGGUUGCAUCAACAGGUCGCUUUAUUGAGCUAUUAAAUUCUGCUUAUGCUGUCUGUUACGUAGGUGCAAAAUCCCAUACCACAUUCUCCGAGGCCAUGGUUGGUUUGAAUGCUCUGAAAAUGUUCUUGGAAGGAGUGGAUGUUGAUAGAGGAACAAGAUUUCAAAACAUUUUUGGAGGUCAGACGGGUGCUAGAAACAUAAAUAAAUGAGGAAGCUUUGGUUCAUUACCCAUACCCACCUAGUGGAAAUCAAGGGUAACAAGUUGGAAGUUGACGGGGAUUCCCAAGUUGUAGUAAGAUGGAUGAAUGGAAACAAGAAGGCCCCAUGGAAAUACAUAUGUCUUGAGAGAGAGUAAUAGAAGAGAUAAGAGUGAAAGUGUGAUGGAUACCAUGAGCAUUUUUUGGGCUGGCGGCUGCUUUGGCAAAAGAAGAGGCAUUAAGGGAGCAAUUGUACCGGGGUCAAGUGGUUUAAAGCAGUCAUAUCUUGUGUUUUUUUUUCAGGGCCACAAGAAUCGGAUAACUAGCAUAUCUUGGGACAACAACAGCUAGUUCCAAUCUAAUCAAUCUGCUGUUGGCAACCUCUGAGGUCAAGAUUCUAACAAAGAAAAGAUAAGAUCCUGUGACAUCAACUGAAAUCUGAGCGACUGAUGGCUUUCACAAUCCUUAACAGAACUCUAUUAUCAUUGACAAUGUUAGAUCUGAUGAUAUCUGUUUGUGUUAUACAGACACUGACCCUUUUUUUGAAGUUUUGAGGUCUCAUAUCUCGUCAGAAGCAAGACUGGAUCUAUUGUUAUCUGAUUGGUAAAGACAGUGAGAAUAUCUAAAACCAUUAUUUUGCUGCCAUCUUUACUUUGGAGGGCUACAAGAAUAGGAUUACUGGCAUAUUUUUGGAACCAGUUCAUCCGAAUGCUCCAUGUUACCAAUGUGUAAGUUGCAGUAUCAAUGGUGAUGCGUGAAUUUGGGAUGUUUAAUUAAGGAAAUCUGUUAUUUGUCUUAGUGGUUCACUUGCAGUGACUUGUCUGAAUUGGGUAGCAGGGUAGGAGAUGGAAAAUCAAUAUAAUUCAACCAUAAACUCUCUAACCAUGUGUAGUUCUUUCUUCACAUCCUUGGGGUCCAUUAAUUUCACUUGAUGAAUUUAUUGUUUGUUCACCAAUUUUUAAAUCCUUAUGGUAUA